Messenger RNA from Plutella xylostella (diamondback moth), 1653 nucleotides. It is a transcript of the gene CPR132, whose product is annotated as cuticular protein RR-2 motif 132. The record is from RefSeq and is a predicted model, not a curated record. Gene Ontology annotation, cellular component: extracellular matrix. NCBI's taxonomy places the organism in Eukaryota, Metazoa, Arthropoda, Insecta, Lepidoptera, Plutellidae.
AUGUGGUCAUCCUUCAUAUUCUGCCUAGCUCUGGUAUUGGAGGGAGUGAGAACGGAAGAGUUGCAAACGAGUGCGAGCGAGAGGCGAGCUAGGGAAUAUAACCAUCGUGGUGUGGACACAAGACAAUAUUUGGAGGAGGUGGAACCUACUAGAAAAGGCCCAGUGCUGUUCCCGAAUGACGCGCCGCCGCCGCCGCGCCCGCCGCUCGUGGUGACCUCCAGGCCUCUCCCGGAGUCCAUAGCUCGGAGUGAGCUGAACCCCGACCCUCAGACUACUGCCAGCCCCCAGAGGAACAACGUUGGAGAGGGGACGAGGGUUCAUACUGUUUAUAGACAGAGAUACCAGAACCCGGUGACCCCCACGCCUCUGAUCCUCGUGAACGCGGUGACAGGGCGGCCGGUGCCGUUCGAGGGGAAUCUGGACUACGGGGUGGGGCAGGUGCAGGUGCUGAGGCCGGCCAGGCCGAGGGGAUACCAGGUAAAGGAACCGGAGUAUUCUAAUCGGUACGAGACUAAUCACAUUGAUGACAACGAAGGUGAUCUGAGUCAGAAUUCCAACUACGCGUUCUCUUACAAGGUGAAGGACCAAGCCACAGGCGAUGACUUCUCACACUCGCAACAAAGCAGUGGAUCGGCCACCAAUGGAGAGUACCGGGUUCGACUCCCUGACGGCAGAAUGCAAAUCGUUUCUUACACUGCCGAUGAAAACGGCUAUAAGGCUGACGUACGAUACGACGAUGAAGACAAAGUAGGAAACACUGGAAAUAGGAUUGAUACUAGAGAAAAUAAUGUGAACUAUGGCAAGGCGGAUAAUGGAGUAGGUUAUGUCGGCAACAAUCUAAAUUACGAUUACAAUGUUAAUAAUGAUGCGAAAUAUAAAGUUAAUCGAGUCAAUUAUGACGGUAGGAAUGAUGCUUUUGGGUUAAAUGUUGAUGCUGCUAAUGAUGCCAAGUUUGAUUACAAUGUGAAAAAUGAUUAUAAUGUAGACUACGGACGGAAUGCUGACUAUUCAUAUAAUGAAGGUAAUUCUGUAAACUAUGAUAAUAGGAUUUAUGAUAAUGAUAGACAGUUUUAUAAACCAUCAGCACCAGUUAAGGAGGAAUACUUAGACGAAUCAAAAGACUACGAUAAUGUUGAAAACGACUAUUCAGUCGAAUACAAGGGUAAAUACGAUAACUAUGAUCCGCAUCGGACUAAAUUCAACACGUUUGCUGACACCAAUGGGAAUGAGAAACAAAACAUAAUAGUGGUGCCAAACGAAAUCGAGGGAAAAGCAGAUUUGAAACCUUCAAUAGAAGAUUUGCGAAAUCUAUUCUUGCACAGGAAACCAAUUCCAUCAACACAAGGGUAUUCGUUUAGAAAAAUACCUGUAGAAAUAAACGUGCCUUCGACAACCCCAAGAACGAAUUCUUUUGAAUCGUCAACAGAACAUGUUGUUGUAAUAGGAGGAACAAAGCCAAGUCUGUAUACUAAUGUAAGAAGCACAGUAGCGACCCCUGUAACUUCACCAUCACCUGUGUAUCAGAGAUAUACACCAAGUGAGUACUUGGCUUCAACUGUCAGUGCUUUCAGAAAUGUAGAUCUGUCCGGGCCAAAACCAGUGCUUUCUAAUAGUUUUAUUGACAGAAUUAACAGAUAUUUAACCUUCAAAUAA